Messenger RNA from Saccostrea echinata, 445 nucleotides. RefSeq lists its product as uncharacterized. The transcript has 4 exons. Lineage: Eukaryota; Metazoa; Mollusca; Bivalvia; Ostreida; Ostreidae. The record is from RefSeq and is a predicted model, not a curated record. Bases 1 to 429 code for a protein of 142 amino acids.
AUGUUUCCCUUAUUUUCAGAGGGAAGAAAGCAAAAGAAAACUAUAUAUAGCUUAAUCUUAGGAUUAGGGAUUGCUUUACCAUUCCAUCUGGUAGCUAUAGCGAUAAUAUUUAUUGUUUGUGUUUAUUGUCAACGACGAUCACAAAGGAGGGAGUUAACUAAACAGAGUAACUUGGAUAGAUCAACGAUACGUGUACGUUAUGGAAGCUGGGGUCCAAAAAGCAUUUUCUCCCCCUGGGGACAGGAAUCUGGAGAAAGAAAAGAGACCUCAACCACUAGGUCAAGUCAGUUUGGGAAAGGUAACUGGUACAGUGCGACUAUUGGUUCAGGAGAUCCAAAUUUGUCGGAACAUUUAAGGGAUAUCAUGCCUUCGUUCAUACCACCUGAUGUGUCGUUUGGUUCUCCUUUAAUAUUAUUUUCUUCGGAUUAAAUAUAUCAAUCCUCAG